AUGGCCGAGGGCUCGGCGGAGCUGGAGCUGUUCCGCCGGCGAUGGCGGGAGGAGCUGGCGGCGGGCGGCAAGAAGCGGAGGCGGGAGGCGGCGGAGGGGCCCGGCGGGACGGGGAGGGACGGGUCGGGCUGCCUGGCGUUGGCCUGCGGCUUGCUGGACGGCGAGAGCCCGGCCCCGAGCAGCCCUCCGCCCGCCCGGCCCCGCGAGGAGGCCGUGAGGGAUGAGGCCGACGACCUGCUGGGACAGCUCAUCCGAGACCUGAAUGAAAUCAAUGAGGUUCCUUUCUUUGAUGUCCAUCUGCCGUAUGAACUGGCAUUGAAGAUAUUUCAGUAUCUGGGAAAGGCUGAACUGGGAAAGUGUGCUCAGGUCAGCAGAACAUGGAAAGUGCUCGCAGAAGAUGAAGUGCUGUGGUACCGGCUGUGCCAACAGGAAGGAUACCUGUUGGGUGUGAGCAUCUCUGAUCGGCCCUGCUGGAAGCUGGCCCUGAAGGACUGCCGUGCCAAAGAGCGUGCUCUGCGAACCAACUGGAAGAACCGCAGUGGUGCCGUGAGUCAGCUGCAAUACGAGCUGGGAAAAAUCCUGUGUGAUGUACAUUCUUGUGAUGGAGUUGUUAUUGCUGGAUACACAUCGGGGGAAGUGAGGUUGUGGGACACGCGCACCUGGGACUACACAGCCCCCAUCCUGGAACCAGUGCAGGGUCCUGGUGAUGUUGGACCUCAGCCACAUGUCUCCUUUGUGAGGAUAAACAGCUCUCUGGCUGUAGCAGCUUACGAGGAUGGUACUGUGAGUGUUUGGAGCCUGAUGGUGGGGCGCGAGCCAAUCCAUCGCUACCAGCAUAACCAGAGGAUACAGGCUUUAGCUCUGGGUUCCAAGGGUGCAACAGUAGCAACAGCAUCUGGCUUAGAGGUCAAGGUGGAAAGCCCUGAUGACAGGGGAUUCUGGCAAACUACAGGAACAUUCGAAAUCCAGAAGUUGGUGAACUUCCUUCAUCUGGUUCCAGAGGUCUGGGACAGUCCGGUGGCAGUAGCAGCUGCAGAAGAUGUUGUCUAUCUGCUGAAAGGAGAAGACCCUGGGAAAAUCCUUCAUUCUGUCUAUGGUCAGCCUGUCACGUGUCUUGAUGUCUCUGCUCAUGAAGCAGCCUUUGGGGUCAAAGGCUUUGGCUGGAUACUGAAUGAGCCCAACCAGGUUCUUCUUUACAACCUGGAAACGAGUCAGUGUCUAAGGAAGCUAGGCAACUCCAUGGGUGACUUUACAUGCGUCAACCUCCAGGACAGUCCUCCAAACAUGCUCGUUACAGGCAAUAAAGACAGAAGGGUCAGGGUGUACGACCUGCGCGGGAGCGAAGCGCUGUGCUCCCUGUUUGCCCACCGCCUGGGGGUGUCAGCAGUGCAGAUGGACGACUGGAAGAUCGUCAGUGGGGGAGAAGAUGGGCUGGUGUGUGUGUGGGACCAGCGGAUGGGCGCCAAGCUCUGGGAGAUGCACGCCAGGCAUCCAGUGCGCUAUGUGUGGUUUAACUCUCACAGCCUCAUCACUGCCAACAUCCCUGAUGAGAAAACGCCCCGCGGUGCCAGCAUCAUGGACGACGACCUCACUGCACACCGCAGGCAUCGUGGGAUCAUCUAUGCCUACGAGUUCUCUGUGGACCAGCUGGCUGUGGAGAGCGUCCUCCCCAUCUGCCGCUCUUCCUACGACGAGGUGAUGGGUUACAACUACAACAUCAGCCUUGCAGUGCCCUACGACCACAUCUAGCUAACUCACCUGGCUCAGCACUCUGCCACAUGAGAGGCUGAAGGCAGAAGGGCGACUCGGAGGGGCUGAGCACCAGCAGGACUUGUUGGCUGCAGGUGGGGAGCGCUGAGCUUUAGCUGAAAACAUGGGGCUGUGAACCACAGCAGAGCAGGGCUGCCCUCAAGCUGAUUGCUAGAGCGUGUUGUGCAAGGGUCCAGAGAUCCUCUGCAGAGGAGCAGGGAGACUGGAGGAUGAGGGGGAGCUGUGCACUUCGAUGUGAACAGAAGUGUUCUGUCCUGCUGCUUGUGGGAGGAAUGCUGCAGAUCCCAUCCUGGCAGAGGGCAUGGGCUGCUCGGGAGGCAGGAAUCCUGAUGGCAAACUGCUGAGAUGGGAGAGAGCAGCAAGGAGGGCACGGCCUGCAGGUGCCUCUCCUGGGGGAGGAAAAAUGGGAUUUGGAGAAAGCACCUUGCUGAGCCCAUGUGUCUGGCACUGCUUUCCUAAUAGUGAGCUGCUCGCUGCUCUUUGAGUGCAUUGGGAUGUGUCCAGAAACAGGCAGGGGCACUGAAGAUGAUGGGGCUGAUGAGGUGAAUGUUGGCCGUGUCCGGCCUGGAUGACUGGAAACCCACAGCAAGUCACACACAUAGCAAUGGUUUUAAAGCAAAUUAUUUUUUUAAUUCUCUACAAUUCUAAAUUAAAUAUUUUCUGAUUCUUUUAUGUGUA
Messenger RNA from Centrocercus urophasianus (Greater sage-grouse), 2448 nucleotides. RefSeq names its product F-box and WD repeat domain containing 8 (gene FBXW8). Bases 1 to 1749 code for a protein of 582 amino acids. The record is from RefSeq and is a predicted model, not a curated record. Gene Ontology annotation, cellular component: ciliary basal body; centriole; Cul7-RING ubiquitin ligase complex. The transcript has 11 exons. Gene Ontology annotation, molecular function: protein binding. Gene Ontology annotation, biological process: protein ubiquitination; cilium assembly. NCBI's taxonomy places the organism in Eukaryota, Metazoa, Chordata, Aves, Galliformes, Phasianidae.